Messenger RNA from Hibiscus syriacus, 786 nucleotides. Its product is annotated as 30S ribosomal protein S6-like. Gene Ontology annotation, cellular component: ribosome. Gene Ontology annotation, molecular function: structural constituent of ribosome; small ribosomal subunit rRNA binding. Bases 141 to 593 code for a protein of 150 amino acids. Lineage: Eukaryota; Viridiplantae; Streptophyta; Magnoliopsida; Malvales; Malvaceae. The record is from RefSeq and is a predicted model, not a curated record. Gene Ontology annotation, biological process: translation. The transcript is spliced from 3 exons.
GCGUUGUUUUCGACUUCCAAUAAACCCAAAACCCCAAAUCAAGCAAUCCCUAGUCGGGUCUCUUUCUCUUAUUUUUGGUGCUGUAUUGCUUGCUCCAGCCUUUGGAUUAAGGGUUGGUGAUUUUGUACAGAGUUAAAGAAAUGCCUCUAUAUGAUUGUAUGCUUCUAUUGAAGCCUCAUGUGAAGAAGGAGGGCAUAAUGGACUUGGUUGCUCGUGUCGGUAGACAUGUUCAUAGCAGAAAUGGGGUUCUCACUGAGGUCAAAUCAUUUGGCACCGUUCAAUUGGGUUAUGGCAUCGGAAAGCUUUCUGGAAGAUAUUUCCAGGGUAAUCUCAUGCAGAUGACAAUGAUGGCCACACCCAAUAUCAACAAGGAGCUGCAGUACUUGAACAAGGAGGACAGGCUGUUACGUUGGCUUUUGGUUAAGCAUCGUGACACAAAACAUGGGCUGGAAUUCCUUAAUGAAGAUGAUGGGGAAUUGGAGCUCAGCAAACUCCCUCGAGGCAGCUUAUUAAACAUUGAUGAGGAUGACGACAACGACGACGACGACGACGAAGAAUAUGAUGAGAACCCAGGGGAGGGCGGAGAACACUGAUUGGUAAAAGAUUUUGAUAAUCUGAGGAUAUUCCAGAACACUGAUAGAUGAUUGAAGUUCAUAGACUAUGUUCUUUGUCUUUAUAGUUUGAAUGGUCUGAAAUAUCUUUGUUUUGUGGGUCUGACAAGACCAGAAGAAAUAUAGGGUAUUGAGAACAUCUUUUAAUAAAUUAGCAUGUUUAAUUAUUUUAUUC